AUGUUUGCGUUCAAGAGCAUGAGCUACACGAGCUUGAAGGACCUCCUGCCGGAGUCGUCGGCGGGCGGCGGAAGAAGCCGGAAAGAGAUCGCGAUCAGGGACCCGCUGCUGCAGCACGCGGCCUGGGCGUACCUGCAGCCGGGGGCGCGCGAGGAGGACGGGCGGCGGUGGUGGAGGAGGCUGGCGGGGAGGUGUGGCGUCGUUCUGGGGUGUCUAAACGGCGUGGUUUCGGUGGUGUGCAAAGGUCUGUUUGGAGAGCGAGCUGAUAAGGGCAAUGAGGAUAACAUGACAAUUGACUGA
This is a messenger RNA of Striga asiatica, 300 nucleotides long. The record is from the annotation of a GenBank genome assembly. NCBI's taxonomy places the organism in Eukaryota, Viridiplantae, Streptophyta, Magnoliopsida, Lamiales, Orobanchaceae.